AACACUUGUGAAACAUUAUUUUUUUGUGUAUUUAUGAAAGAGAAAACAGAACAAUUUAAAGCAUAUUCUUAGCUCCUUAUAAUUAUAGAGCAUUUCAAGUUAACAAAAUGCCUGUCAUUGCGCAAAAUUUUCUGACACGCUUUCUUAGUCCACGACAUUUGACCAGUUCGUCUCGUAGAAGUACGCCCAACCUCCGGGCGCUGGAUGACUCUCAGGACUUUGUUCGAAGGGAAGCUUCUCCUACCCUAAUCCCGCCGAUCAUUUUCUUGCCAGACGACGCGGACACUCCAGCGUCCGACCACCUUGAUAUGUGUCCUCCUUUGCUGGACAAAAGUUAUCAACAAGGCAUUAAAAGGUCUCAAUCCAUGCGGAACCCUCGACGGCCUGAAUCAGCUGGUUAUCUUCGGGAAAGAAUUGCUAGCAUAUCUGAUGAUAGUAGCGUGCUUCCUCACAAAUCUUUCCCUUUUCGGUCAUCUUCUAACCAUUCACUACCAUUACCAAGUGACGAAGCCAAGUUCCUUCAUUUACCGUUUUCAAGAGACGAAGCCGAGAUGCAGCGGCUCCGCAACUUUUCGGUGACCUCGAAAGGAGUAGUCAAUCGGGGUGAUUCCUUUCGUUCCAAAUCUCGCAGCACACACAGUGUUUCUUCUACAGGUUCACGGCAUUCCCUCUCUACAACUCCUCCUAGAACCCCCAGUUUUGAGUUAUUUCUCCAGGAGGCUCCAGAAGUCCCUCCUGUGGUCGUAACAGAUACAGAGGUUCACAGAGUGCUGGUUGUGGGAGCACCAGAAGUUGGAAAGUCGUCUUUGACCACCCAAUUCACAACUUCGGAAUACAUCUGUGCCUACGACAAUUCUCACGAUGGCGAGAACGAGAAAUCGGUGACUGUUAUUUUGAAUGAAGAAGAAUCGGAGUUAGUUUUUGUGGAAUGUGACGCCCAAACCUUCUUGGACCAGGAAAAAGAUGCUCCAGGCUCCACUUCGAAUUACGAUGCCUAUAUAGUAGUAUAUUCCGUCACGGAUAAAAGAAGCUUCCGGGAGAGCCGAGAAAUUCUUAAUCAUCUUAUGACAAAGGAAGGUGCCAGCAGCAACAAAGCUGCGAUUCUGGUUGGAAACAAAACUGAUUUGGCUAGGCUACGGAACGUUUCAACAAAAGAGGGCCGAGCUUUAGCAAACGAUCAUACUUGGAAGUUUAUUGAGACAUCAACUGGAAUAAAUCACCAUGUUGACGAACUCCUGGUAGGAAUCUUAAGCCAGAUACGACUGAAAUGCCAACAUCGGGAGAGACUAAAGAAACAACGAGAAUCAGAUACCUUAAUGGUCCCAGGAUUUUUCUCAUUCUGUUCCACGUCUAAAACGAAAGUUUUUGUGAAGAGAAUUUUGGAGAAGGCUGUCCUAAAGUCCAGAUCUUGCGAUAAUCUUCACGUUUUGUGAUAAACAUUUAAAUAAAAAAAGCAAGGAAAUGUAAAAUAUUUUGAGACUUAAAGUGUUUGGGAGUGGAAAAUAUCAACAAGAACCUGUCUAUUACAAACCUAAUGCCCAAGAGACUCAGGAUAUGUUUCCUUUAGCUGUGUGAGAAUAAUAAUUUUACUGAUUGUUGAUAGUUUUCAAAAUGUGCAAUCACAUUCUUUAAAGACCUUAAAAUCGCCUUCCACUUUACACAUGUAUUAUUGCCUUCUUGGGUUACUUGAGAAAUUGGCUUGGGUCUUGUUCUGAAUGUAUAUGUAAUGUAUCUUAACCAGUUUUGUCUAUUAUAUAUAUAUAACACUUUGUAAUUUUGAUCUAGCAUUUCAGUUUUUAGUUUGUUGGAUUUCGCACAAAGCUCUCGAGCCUUAUCUGCGCAAGUCAUCCCUAAUUCAGAAGUGAUAGGCAUAGAUUAGAAGGAAGGCAGCUGGUCAACACUACCCACCGCCAACUCUUUGGCUAUCCUUUCUUUACCAACGAAAAGUGUAAUUGACCGUCAUAUUACAACUCCCCUGCCGCUGAAAAGGCGAGCAUGUUUGAUGAUGGGAUUCGAAGCUACGAGUCGACUGCCCUAACCACAAUGCCAGACGUAGCAUUUGAGAGACGUUAUUAUUGAGCUACUACUGAGUACGAAGUUAGCAAGUUUAAACCUAAAAAGCCAACAGAAAGAGAAUUAACCAACUCAUUUCAUAUCUGCCAGUGCCAUGUUAAUUGUAUGUUUUAAACAUAUGAUAAUUCCUCUGUAUAUAAACAUUGUAAAUAAAGAAUUACCAAGUAUAUAAUAAAAUGAUGAGAAUAAAAUUAUGACU
Messenger RNA from Limulus polyphemus (Atlantic horseshoe crab), 2272 nucleotides. Its product is annotated as GTP-binding protein REM 1-like. Gene Ontology annotation, cellular component: plasma membrane. The record is from RefSeq and is a predicted model, not a curated record. Gene Ontology annotation, molecular function: GTP binding; GTPase activity; calcium channel regulator activity. NCBI's taxonomy places the organism in Eukaryota, Metazoa, Arthropoda, Merostomata, Xiphosura, Limulidae. Bases 108 to 1433 code for a protein of 441 amino acids. The transcript has 4 exons.